Erinaceus europaeus (western European hedgehog) is the source of this 7736-nucleotide messenger RNA. RefSeq names its product p21 (RAC1) activated kinase 3 (gene PAK3). Gene Ontology annotation, biological process: regulation of actin cytoskeleton organization; regulation of MAPK cascade; regulation of axonogenesis. Bases 71 to 1426 code for a protein of 451 amino acids. Gene Ontology annotation, molecular function: protein serine/threonine kinase activity; ATP binding. Gene Ontology annotation, cellular component: cytoplasm. The record is from RefSeq and is a predicted model, not a curated record. The transcript has 12 exons. NCBI's taxonomy places the organism in Eukaryota, Metazoa, Chordata, Mammalia, Eulipotyphla, Erinaceidae.
AGUACCCACCUGUGCUGAGGUCCUGCAGCUGUGGCCCUGUGAGGAGCUGUGCAAUCAGUUUUAACUGAAAAUGUCUGACAGUCUGGAUAAUGAAGAGAAACCCCCAGCUCCCCCACUGAGGAUGAAUAGUAACAACCGGGAUUCUUCAGCACUCAAUCACAGCUCCAAACCACUCCCCAUGGCCCCUGAAGAGAAGAAUAAGAAAGCCAGGCUUCGCUCUAUCUUCCCAGGAGGAGGGGAUAAAACCAAUAAGAAGAAAGAGAAAGAACGCCCAGAGAUCUCUCUUCCUUCAGACUUUGAGCAUACGAUUCAUGUGGGGUUUGAUGCAGUCACCGGGGAAUUCACUGGGAUUCCUGAACAAUGGGCACGUUUACUGCAAACCUCCAACAUAACAAAACUGGAACAGAAGAAGAAUCCACAGGCUGUUCUGGAUGUUCUAAAAUUCUAUGAUUCUAAAGAAACUGUCAACAACCAAAAAUACAUGAGCUUUACAUCAGGAGAUAAAAGUGCACAUGGAUACAUAGCUGCUCAUCCUUCGAGUACAAAAACGGCGUCAGAACCUCCUUUGGCUCCACCUGUGUCUGAAGAAGAAGAUGAAGAAGAGGAGGAAGAAGAAGAUGAUAAUGAGCCCCCACCAGUUAUUGCACCAAGGCCAGAACAUACAAAAUCAGUUGCCAUAAAGCAGAUGAACCUUCAACAGCAGCCUAAAAAAGAGUUAAUUAUUAAUGAAAUUCUGGUCAUGAGGGAAAAUAAGAAUCCCAACAUUGUGAAUUAUUUAGAUAGUUAUUUGGUGGGUGAUGAAUUGUGGGUGGUCAUGGAAUACUUGGCUGGUGGCUCUCUGACUGACGUGGUCACAGAGACCUGUAUGGAUGAAGGACAGAUAGCAGCUGUCUGCAGAGAGUGUCUUCAAGCUUUGGAUUUCUUGCAUUCAAAUCAAGUCAUCCAUAGGGACAUAAAGAGUGACAAUAUUCUCCUUGGGAUGGAUGGCUCUGUUAAAUUGACUGAUUUUGGAUUCUGUGCCCAGAUCACCCCUGAGCAGAGUAAACGAAGCACUAUGGUCGGAACUCCCUAUUGGAUGGCACCUGAGGUGGUGACUCGAAAAGCCUAUGGGCCAAAGGUUGAUAUCUGGUCUCUAGGAAUUAUGGCAAUUGAAAUGGUGGAAGGUGAACCUCCUUAUCUUAAUGAAAAUCCACUCAGGGCUUUAUAUUUGAUAGCUACUAAUGGAACUCCAGAGCUCCAGAAUCCUGAGAGACUGUCGGCUGUAUUUCGUGAUUUUUUAAAUCGUUGUCUUGAGAUGGAUGUGGAUAGACGAGGAUCUGCUAAAGAGCUUUUGCAGCAUCCAUUUUUAAAAUUAGCCAAGCCUCUCUCCAGCUUGACUCCUCUGAUUAUCGCUGCAAAGGAAGCGAUUAAGAACAGCAGCCGCUAAGCCUGAAAGCCUUACCCCACACCAUCUCCCUCAUGAGUAAGACUGAAAUAAAUCUCUGCUACAGGAAAGAUGGAAGAAGACAGUAAAAUGUGGUGGGGGUUUCUUAUCUCUCAAAUGAAUAGAAACUUCUUAUAAGCCUUUUUUCCUACUCCUUCAGAUUAUGUAAUUUAUUUGUAAGCCUGAAUCGCAGCCCAAACAGGGCAGCAAUGUCGAAGUGGCUAUAAAGUGGUCACUUCCACAGUGAAGCGAACGAGCCAGUAGUGAAUCCCCUCAUUUUGUGCAUACACUUUGAAGAAAAACAUUUCUCAAGGGUGCACACUUCCUCUUCAUAGUGUUGUGUUUGUUUUUUAAGUUAGAGAGUAGUCCCUUACAUUCGAACCUCUUUCAAAACUCCUUACCCCAAUGUGAUGUUUUUCACUUGCAUUGUCAUUAGAUCUUCAGAAAAAAAAUUCAAAUCUUUUUUUAUAAAAAAUGAAAACAAAACAAAAAAAGCAAAAUUAGCAAAUAAGUACAAAAAAAAAAAAAGAAGCAAGUACUGUGUGAACAUGUGGAAGUCCAUGCCCUAGUAGAGUUGCAAUUUUUUAUUCUUCUUCUAUAGUGGUGGUUUGGUUUAUGUACCUGUUUUUCUGCAUUUGCAUUGGAAAAGGUUUCUUUUAAAACAUUUUCCAAAAGCAGAGAGGAAUACGUAUAUUCAGGAAGGGCUUUUAAAAAUGUACAUCUUGAUAACACUCAAAUGGUGAAAUCCCCUUAUAUUUUCAUGAUGACUCUAAAGAGGUAGUUUAGACAUACUUUAUCAUUUAUAUAAACCAACUUGUUCAUUUUCAUGAUAUCUGACAAAGGACACAUUAAAACUGUGGUACUCCUGUUGGGAGAUUCCAGUCUUAAAUCCUGAAUGGAGCAAUCAUAUUUUAACAAGAUAGUACUUUGUCUGAGAGCCAAAAGGAAAACAAGAUAAGUGUGCAAUACUGAAAUCCUUGUUGGAAUGUGAGUAAACAAAUAUAAAGAUUCUUACUUUAAUCCUCAGUUAUGCUUGUGGAGUAUACAUGUACAAGGAGGAAAUUGACCCACUGAAAUUUCUUUCUUAUUAAAACUAUUUACUUCAAAAAUUUAUAACAUUUUAAAAAUUAACAUAAAUCUGGAGUUCUGAGGUAUUGUAACUAUUAAACUUUGUAAAAAAUGGGAGGCAAAUGAAAACUACAUCCUAGCUCACAUUUGUCUAUAAAAUGCAUAUUCCCAUUUUCCCUACUUAUCACCAAAUUCUAUUUCAGGAUAUGGUGUGUUGACUUUCUUGGGAUUCUGGGAACUUCAAGAAUAUGUUAAUAAAUAUAUUGAAAUACUUAAGUAAAAAAUAAUUUGGGUUUGAAAUCAUGUAUUCCAAGAAGUAUCAUUCUAACUGAAUUCCUUUUGUGGCUUGGGGGAAAUGAGAAAAAUUGACCAUUAUUUCACCAUGUAACCAUUUACUAAAAACCCAACUGUAUGUACUUCCUGAAUCAUCUGAGAAUAGAAAAAUGUCUGGAGGAUGUUUGUGUAGAAAGUACUAUGCUUCUCUUUUGAGUGUAUUGUCAAUUUUAGAAAUUCUGCAACGUUGUUUCUCUAAUUAUUUUAAAAGCUAACGGUGUGUGCUGUAAAAGGCUUCUUGAUUUGUACUAUAUCAAAAAGCCUGUGUAGGACCUAUCUAUAUUCAGCAAGGAGGAAAAGAGAUCAGUGUCAUGGGGCCUCUCUCCUCUCCCUAGGUUCCUUCAGCCAUCUAACCAUACACAUCUAUUCCUUAAAAUGAAAGCACUUUCUGCUAGUCAUAUCGUGUGUGUGUUUAUAUUUAGAUCACACCGCUGAUAGAUUUUUUAUUGUUUUCUUUGACUAUAAAAUUUGGGAGGGGCUUGACCCUGCCAAAAAAAUAAAUAAAAAUAGCCCAUAGUGGAUAAAACAACAAAUGUGAAAGAAAAAAUAUCAAUGGUAAUAUUAAUUUAAAUCAUACUGUGUUGCAUUUUGCAUUAAAAUAUGACUGGGUCUGUGAUUUUUAAUGCCACACUGUUCUAAUAGGAGGGAGGAGUCUUAAUUUUUAUCUAUUUUUUUUCCAACUGAUGGUGCCACGGAACUCAGUGAAAUACCUGGAAUGUAAAUUGGAAUUUGGCACAUUGAUAAUUAUGCCUUGCCAAUGGAUAGAUCCCCCAUAAACAUGAUUGGGAAGCCUGGUCAUCCUUUAUAUGCCUCUUUUGUAAUGGGAAGACCUGGAAUAAUGACCCUUCGGAUCAUUGUAGGCAGAAAAAUAACUGCCUUUUUAUGCUUUCACUUCAGCAUACACGAAGAGCCAGGUACUUCACCAUAUCACUUUACACCCAGAUUUUCUAAUAUAUUCAAGUAGACAUUGCUCUUACAACCUUAUAUCUAUAGAAAAUUUUAAAUGAGAAUGGUUUCUAAAGACCCUGCCUCAUUCUGGAGAGUUAUGUAUAUUUCUAAUAAGUAUUAGAGAGAAGCUGUUUCUCCUGCCAAACUGAUGCUGAAGGGUUCAAAUUUGAUACACUUGAACAAUUUGGACUCCAGAUGGUUCAUAGUUUAUUCCCUUUCCUUGGAUUUUAUUUUAGCUUAUCUUGAUACAGAUGAGAAUAAUCAGAUCUUUAAUGUUGCUAGUGUGCCCUAAGAUAGUGAGGGUACAUUGUCAUCAAAUGUUGAUUCCAGUAUGUCCUGAAAGAAGAAUAGGGCAGUGGGAAAGUCAGGGAAGGGUGAGAAGCACAGUAGAGAUUAUUUAUUUAAGAAAGUAAAGAACAUUAAUGUUGUAUCAAGGAUCCAGUGCGUUGUCAUAAUCCCAUAAGGAUUUUUGGAUGACACAAUCCCCUCAAAUCAGUCACCAUGUUGGAUAAUGACUUCGUUCUUGAUGAUCUCAUCUAUGUCAUUGUAAAUAUUUGUGUGUCCACAGUCCAUUAUUUGGCUACUGGAUGGCCAAUUCAUAUAAGAAGAUUUAAAUCAAGUAUUUAUUCUUUGUGUUAUUCAGAUUUCUUUCAGGCUUGUGAAUUUCACCUCAAUAUUUGAGUUUAACCACCUGAUACCCACACCUACCCCUCCCCUCUGAAGCACAUUCCAUUGCUAAAAGAAAAAAGAAAUAUGAAAUUGCUUCCUGUCGUAUGUAUAACUGUUUUGAUAGUUUGAAAUGUUUGUCUAUAAAGAAUAUUUCUCAACUCAAUGGUUAUGUAAAUAACUAUAUUCCUUUGUUCAAUGGGUUGUUUGUUUCUGAUGAGGCUGCCAGUUCUCUGAGAGAAUCUAUAAAAUUACUUUUAAAUAACAUAAACAAGAAUUAUUCAAAUGUAAAAGAAAGUGUGCAUAUGGACAAGGACUGGGAAUACAUAAUUAAAAUUAGUUGUGUUAGUUUAGGGUAGUGGGAUUAUGAAUUUUUUCAUUAAAAAUUUCCUUUGAUGUUACUAUAUCAAUUAUUAUUUUCUAAUAAAUAAACAUCAGAGAAGGAACUAUAGAAACAUAGAAAAGAUGUCAGAGGUAGAUAACUUCUGGCAAGAGCCCAGAGCAUGCAGGGCACAGAUAUUUGCUAGUUACAAUUAUUCCAUAGGCUUUAUAUAUGCCUGGGUGCUGAGGUUGGCACAGGCUCGGGUGUGGCACGUGCUUUCUUAGGAGACUAUUAGCUAUAUGUUAAAACUUGGAAGAUGUCACUGUUAGAACUCCAAAUACAUCCUCUGCUUUUAAACUGGCUACUCUCUGCUUUGGCAUGACAUCAAAGUUUUUGUUUUGGUUAUUUUAGAUAGCCAUUAUUUUAGAUAGGAAGGGUUACAUUUGAUUAUCUCCCUGAUAACAUCAGUUUUAGGUGUUACCUUUCCGGAUCAUCUCAGCAGAUUUUAGGUCAAAUUUUGAGGAAAGGAAGAUAAAAUCCCUAGCUCCCACACAUUUCUUGUCUGACAAGUUAUUCAAAUAAGACCCUUCCUUUAAUGAUUGGUAGGUAAGGCCCACUAAUUCAAUAAAAGUCAUGACUUUAGAAGUUGGCUAUGAAAAUAUUAAGAUAUGGCUGAUGAUAGGUUGUAUGCAAUAGUUGUCAUGCUUAAAAAGAAAUGGGACUACCGAAAGAGAGGAAUUUCCUUUUAACUCAUCAGAGAAAUUUUAUUUGAGAAUUUUUGUAAAGCGGCAAUGGUUUCAUUUCACAAGGAGCAAGCUGUGUAUCCAGAGAAACCACAGACUUUACAUUGGCUACUCUUAAUAUAAAAGUUACUUUGGUUACACUUAAACCUGACAUCUUAAAUUUAAUCUCAUGUUCUUUUUCUUCAUUAACUACAGUUAAUAUUCAGUCAAACAAAGGCAUGGGAAGUGAUAUAAUCUUCUCCCUGUCUCUGAGCCAGAGGACGGAAAUUCAGCAUUUGUAAAUUGACAGUUUAAUAGAUCUGGGAUUUUGAGCGAACGUAACAUAGAAUUCUGAACAUAUAUUUGCAUGUGGAUUGGGAAGGAAUAAGCGGGACCUUGGAAACAGUGAACAUAUUUUUCCUCAGAAAGAAAUUUUACAUUUUUUUCCAGUAUUGUUUUUCUGUUGGUUAGAUUUCUUUUUCCACUUCUUUUUUGAUCCCACACACAUUUAAGUAACCAAAUGAAUAUAUCCCAACUCCUCAUGCAUUGGGAAUGUCUGUUUAAUAUUGAACAUUAUCUACUUGAGUCUGAAAAUACGGGAACUGAGAUAGAACCUCUGUGUGCAAGUAUACUAUAAUACAUGUAACAUUUAGUGCCACAUUAUAUAGUCUAAAGAUGAACUUAUACAAGCUAGUUAGUGCCAUCGGAAUCUCUUUUGGAAACUGCCAUUAGGUAAAAAGCUAUCUAGAAUAGCUGUAAGGCACUUACCAUGCUCACCUGAUUUAGUACCCAAGAGGAAAUCAACCACAAUUAGAGAAUCAGUCAGAUGCUGUAGAAGGAACAUUAACCUAGGAGUAAGCAAACCUGACAGGAUUCAGGCACUAUCACUAACAUUCUGUGUGAAUUUGAGGAAAUCAACUAAUCCUUUCCUAGUUGUUUCCUCAUGUGUAAACAUAUGAAACUAGAUGAUCUCCAAGGUCUUUCCAAAAUUUCUGAAAUUAUAAUACUAUAGGUUAUUUUGCAUAUUUUACCUGUUAAAAUGAUAAAAAAAUACCACGUGGUUUAGUCUGAACCUUUUAUAAUACAGUCUCUUAUGCUAUAAAAAUGAUGAAUUACAAAACUCAAGUAAAUGAUGUUAACAAUAUUUAAGAGUAUUGAUGAAACUUGUGGCAGCCUUCCACUUCCUUCUAUUAUUUCAUUUUAAUGUUUCUUUUCUGUUAAGUAUUCCCAGUUUUGAUUUUCCAUACACUAUUUGUAAAGUCUGCUUUUCAUUAAAUUGUGGCCAGUAUUUGCUACUAGGACAGAAAUAUACUGUCAUACUUGCUAGAAUAGAACUAUACCUAGGCCUCUCCUUUCCUAUGAAAUAGUGCUGGACUUAAUAUAAUUUAUUUGUUAAAUGGCACAAGAUAGCAGAACUCAUGUAUUUUAUUGACUGGGAUCACUAAGAAUGGGUCUAAAUGUUUGUAGGUUGCUAAGAUAAAGUAAUUUCAUUCUAUUAGCACUAAGGAGUAUUGACAAAUAUACUUGUUGGGAACCACUGAUAGCAUUCUAAUAACAUCACGCAUAGUGAUUGACCAAUUGUAUGAGUAAAGUGCUGGAAAGAGGGAAAACUAUAUGUUCCUGGAUGGUCCCAUUAUGCUGUGUACAGCAAGUGUGCCAAUCAGCACUAAGUGUGAGAAUCAAAUUCAGUGUGUGCUUGUGUGUGGUGUUAAGGACCCGUGUAUGCUAUAUACAAUAGUAAUGAGAAGAAAUUCCACAGAAUCCUAUAAUUUCUAGUGGACUGAGUUUUAAAUCUCAGUACAUCACCCAGAAGGAGCCAGAGCAUAGGCUACUGAUGUAUACUGAGAUUAUACUAAUAAUAACCAGACAAAACAAGUUGAGGAGGACGUACAUUUUUGUUGUUUUUUUAAAGAAUUGUAUCUCAUUUAGCUGUGCAUUACUUUUGUUAAAAUGUGUUAUCUGUAAACAUGUGUAGUGAAAUUCUUCUGUAACUUUGGAUUAAAAGUAUUUAUGGUCUUUUUGUUUGUUUGAUUUUUUAAGUAAGUUAUUUCUUUUGUAGAACUGCUGAUGGUACAGUUCCAUCCUUCUGACCUCAGCAUUUGACCUUCAGAGUUUUUAUUUCCAUUAUUGUUUAAAUUGUGGUUGAAGCAAUAGAAAAUUGAAAUACGGAUUGUGCAUGACUGUGUCUUGAGUGUAAAAAUAUUGCAGUUUGAAACUUGGACCUAAAGUAUUGCAAAUAAAAAUGACAAACAUC